This is a messenger RNA of Penicillium oxalicum, 1011 nucleotides long. Its product is annotated as DUF3712 domain-containing protein. The coding region runs from base 1 to 1011 and encodes 336 amino acids. The record is from RefSeq and is a predicted model, not a curated record. Lineage: Eukaryota; Fungi; Ascomycota; Eurotiomycetes; Eurotiales; Aspergillaceae. The transcript has 4 exons. Gene Ontology annotation, cellular component: fungal-type vacuole membrane.
AUGUCUACCGAUAAAACUGGAGUUUCUGCGGUUGAGUCUCCCACCGGCUCCUCGAUGGCCAAGCCCAGCUUCGGGGCCCGCCUGAAGGCGCACUUUAAGAAGUGGUGGUGGGUGCAUUUGAUCAUCUUCAUCGUGGUCGUGUUGGUCAUUGUGUUGCCCGUAAUCUUCGUGGGCUAUCCCAACAUCGCCCAAGAUCAAGUCAAUGACUCCACGCUCAACAUCACCAGCAUGAUCAUCGCCGACCCUACGCCCGAUUCAUUCCGUCUGAUCCAGACGCAGGUCCUGGGCUCCAAGAGUUCCUUCCACCCCAAGAUCUAUUCGUUCCUGGCUUCGGUCUCCCUGGCCGGAGCUGCCCGUGCCUUCACCUCCGUGCAAGUGCCCGAGGUCACGUCCCGGGAUGGGGUCGAGAUCAGCAUGAAUCAAACCGUCGAUCUCAGUAACGCCGACGCAUUCGGCGACUUCGCUAAGUCGGUCAUGCUCCAGGAAGAGGUCCAGCUGGAGAUUUCUGGCAGACCGCAGUUGCAGCAGGGAUCGUUGCCCAAGACCACCGUCAAUUAUGACAAGACGGUCACGAUGAAAGGCUUGAAUAAACUCGAGGGCUUCAGCGUCUAUGACGUCAAACUCAUGAAUCCGCCAAAGAACGGCCGUAAUCUGGAGGGCUUUGUCUAUAUCCCCAACCCCACGGUGAUGACCAUUGCCAUGGGCAACGUGACUCUUGAUCUUUACGCCAAUGGCCAAUUCAUGGGCUACUCCUAUAUCAACGAUCUCACGCUCCAGCCAGGCGACAACAACCGUUCCAUGACCGCGCAAAUCAACCAAACCGCCUCGUUCUUGUUGAUCAGCGGGAGCUCGGCACCAUACCCCAAGGGGGUCGUCCCCUUCACCAUCACCGGUAACUCGAGCGUGUACAAUGGCCAAGAAUUGCCGUACUUCACCCAGGCUUUAGCUGCCAACAACCUGACCGUUGACCUGGACGUUUACAAGAUCAUCACUGGAAAAUCCAAGGAAUGA